AUGGUGUCUUCAGUCCGGAUCCCGGCGAUAGCUGACAGGGAGAUCGUGGGCGUUUCUUGGCCCGCAGGUUGGUCCUCUUCAUCAUCCGUCUCAGUUUAUGCCAAGAUAAGUGCAAAAAUAUAUCUCAAGUUGUACAAAGCUAAUGUCUCAGUACCCUUGGAUCAAGAUUAUUUUACUACAUUCCCCAUUCUAAAUACAUCGAUAACAUUUAGAAUGAGCGCCCAGUACUUCAUUGUUCUGGAUGACUUGUGGAGUCCAAAGGAUUGGGCGAACUUGAAGGUGGCUUUUCCUGAUAAUGACAAACAAAGUAGAAUAUUAAUUACUACUCGUGAUCUCAACGUUGCAGAAAGUUGCUGCUCUGGUCUCCACAAUCUUGUUUACAGUAUGAAACCUCUACCCUUUGAAGAAUCUAAGAAGCUAUUUUAUAAGAGAGUAUUCAAGUCCAAUAUAUGUCCUCCAUCAUAUCAUGAUUUGGAAGUAAUCUCUGACAGCAUAUUGAAAAAAUGCAGUGGUUUGCCACUAGCCAUAGUUUGCAUUGGAGGAAUGCUAGCUCGAACAAAAAAUAAGACGAGAGCAGAAUGGGAAAAGCUGUGUGACAGAUUGGGUUCAGGGUUAGAAACAAAUCCAACUAUAGGAGGAAUGAGAAGGAUACUCGCUCUUGGAUACCAUGAUUUGCCCUACUAUUUGAAGGCUUGCUUCUUGUAUCUUAGUGUAUUCCCUGAGGACUACGAGAUAAAGAGAAGACCCCUGGUUCAUGACAUAAUGCUGGAAGUGAUCACCUACAAGUCUAUCCAAGAGAACUUCAUUUCUUUCAUGGGUAGUAGACAAUACAGCGCACCGGGGCACGACAAGAUCAAGCGACUUUCAAUUCAUACUGAUGUCAGUGGCAAUGGUAAAGAGCAAAAUGAAGAUGCUGAUGACCCCAACAUUAACUUUUCUCACACCCGUUCACUGUUAAUUCUGCGGUGCAACAAGAAACCACUGCCCAUCACCUUUGCUCACUUAAAACUGUUAAGGGUUUUAGACCUUGAAGAUUGUCAGUGGCUGAGUGAUGAAGAUUUGAAGGAAAUAUGUAAACUGACUCUGCUAAGGUAUCUUAGCCUUAGAAGAACAAAUGUUACAGGUCUGCCCAAGCUAGUUGGAAGACUGAAGGAGCUGGUAACACUGGAUGUAAGGGAGACAUCCAUUAGGGACUUACCUGAAACCAUCACUUGGCUGGGAAAUCUGAAGCAUCUACUUGGCGGCUGGUAUAGGCACUACACAAAGAUGAGCCGAGUCAAGCUUUUUGAACCAUACAAAGCUCUUAGGAUACCGCAUGGCUUGAAGAACAUGAAAUGCAUUCAAAGGAUUGCCCAUAUUGACAUUGUAACAAGCUCCGCCAGCGCGAUGCAGGAAAAAAAUCUAUUUCCCAGGCUCAAGCAGCUGAUUAUAGACAAUGCACCAAACCUUGAUGAGCUCAGAUUUGAUGGAGGUGCCCCUAAUCUCGAGAGGCUCACACUGGCUUUUGAGAGACAGCCUGCAAAUGGUAUUUUCGGCAUUGAGAACCUCCCGAGACUCGUGGAGGUUGAGUUCUUCGGUGAAACUAUUGUUGACUCCCUAGUGCAGGGAAUGAUAGCUGAGGCCAAGUUCCAUCCAAACAGACCAAGAGUUUAUAUAGAGAAGAUUGAGUUAUCCAGGACAACUCCAAAUAAUCCAGUUGACAUAAUAGACCCAAUGUGCUGA
Messenger RNA from Miscanthus lutarioriparius, 1722 nucleotides. The record is from the annotation of a GenBank genome assembly. Lineage: Eukaryota; Viridiplantae; Streptophyta; Magnoliopsida; Poales; Poaceae.